AGUCUGAAGUCCCCUUUGGGGCACGGUUUUACACUCACGUAUCCAAGGGAUACGUGGUGUCUGUUGGAGAGGAGGGAUCCGGACCCUCACAGCACUCUCCGUCUGAGUUUCUGCUCUCGGUUUGGAGCCAGAGCCGCGCAGCGUAUGUCAGUCUUGUUUGCGUUUGUCUGCCGUUUGUUAUUUACUGUCUGAGCGCUCUCUUCCUAGAAACAGCUAUGGGACAGACUGUCACCACACCCUUGAGCCUCACGCUUGGCCACUGGUCAGACAUGAAAGCACGAGCCAGCAACGAGGGACUUGUAAUUAAGAAAAAAAAAUGGAUCACCCUUUGCAAGGCUGACUGGGUCACAAUGAAUGUAGGAUGGCCUCGCGAGGGAACUUUUAAUCUCAGUCUAAUUUUACAGGUGGAGGGAAAAGUCUUCGCUCCGGCCCCCCAUGGCCACCCGGACCAGGUUCCAUACAUCGCUAUCUGGAAACUCCUAGCGACCAACCCCCCCCCAUGGGUUAAGCCGUUUCUCUUCCUGCCAGCGCCCCCGGCCUUCCCCCCCACAGCACCGCUGCCCCCUCUUGCCCCUCCUACCUCCUCCCUUUACCCUAUUCUCCCACGAAAGGAUCCCCCUAAGACCCCUGUCCUUCCUGCGGACUCCAAUUCACCCCUUAUUGACCUUUUGACAGAGGACCCACCGCCGUACCCGGGGAAUCCAGCGCGGGAAGCGGCGGUUCACGGGCCCGCUGCGCCAGCCGCGCCAGCGGCGCCCUCUCCAAUUGCCGGUCGCCUACGAGGAAAGCGCGAUGAACCAGCCAAAGUAUCCAGGGCCUUUCCCCUCAGGGAAGGCCCCAGUCACCAGCUUCAGUACUGGCCGUUUUCGGCCUCUGAUCUCUACAAUUGGAAACAGCAUAAUCCUCCAUUCUCUAAGGACCCUGUUGCCUUGACUAACUUGAUUGAGUCCAUUUUAGUGACCCACCAGCCUACAUGGGAUGACUGUCAGCAGUUACUGCAAACCCUCCUGACAGUGGAGGAGAAGCAGCGAGUCUUCUUGGAGACCCGGAAGCAGGUUCCUGGAGAUGAUGGAAGACCCACCCAACUGCCUAAUGUUAUUGAUGCAGCCUUUCCCCUCACCCGCCCGAACUGGGACUUCAUGACCCCAGAAGGUAGGGAGCACCUACGUCUCUUUCGCCAGUUGCUCUUAGCAGGUCUCCGGGGGGCUGCUAGGCGCCCCACCAAUUUGGCUCAGGUUAGAAAUGUGGUCCAGGGAAAGGAUGAGACGCCGGCAGCAUUCCUGGAAAGACUUAAAGAGGCCUAUAGAAUGUAUACCCCAUAUGAUCCGGAAGAUCCAGGACAGGCGCCGAGCGUCAUCUUGUCUUUCAUCUAUCAGUCAAGUCCAGAUAUAAGGGCCAAGUUACAGAGACUAGAGGGAUUGAAUUCGUUCAAUUUGUCAGAUUUAUUAACUAAAGUCCUGGCCGCUGUAGUGUCUCAGGGACAGGUCAGGGAGGGAGUUAGAAAGGGAGAUCAAAAAAGGAUACCCCUUGACAAAGACCAAUGCGCCUACUGCAAAGCGAGAGGACAUUGGGCUCGUGACUGCCCAAAGAAACCUCGAGGGCCUAAAAAAACUAAGACAGGAGCCACGAACCUCCUCAAUCUGGAAGAUUAGGGAGGUCAAGGCCAGGAGCCCCCCCCUGAGCCUAGGAUAACUCUCAAGAUCGGGGGGCAGCCAGUGACCUUCCUGGUGGACACCGGAGCUCAACAUUCAGUCCUGACCCAUACCGGAGGCUCCCUCAGUGACCGCACAGCUUUGGUCCAGGGGGCCACAGGUAGCAGGAGAUAUCGAUGGACCACCGAAAGAAAGGUUCAGCUGGCAUCUGGACAGGUAACCCACUCUUUUUUGCAUAUACCUGAUUGCCCUCACCCAUUAUUGGGCCGAGACCUAUUGACUAAACUCAAGGCUCAGAUCUACUUUGAUGACAAGGGGUCAACCGUUACGGGGCCCAAAGGGACCCCCCUACAAGUCCUAGCCCUAAGACUGGAAGAGGAAUACCGCCUCUUUGAAUCCGAGUCCUCUAAGGAGCCACCGGAAGGGAUACAGGGCUGGUUGAGAGAAUUUCCCUCAGCAUGGGCCGAGACCGGCGGCUUGGGGCUGGCUCACGACCAACCCCCCCUUGUUAUUCAAUUAAAAGCCUCUGCCACUCAUGUUUCAAUCAAACAAUAUCCCAUGCCCCGGGAAGCCCACGAGGGUAUUAAGCCACACAUCCAGAGGCUCCUGGACCAGGGGGUACUCGUGCCCUGUCGAUCCCCUUGGAAUACCCCCCUCCUGCCAGUAAAAAAACCCGGGACAGGGGAUUACAGACCAGUUCAAGACCUGAGGGAGGUUAAUAAACGGGUUGAGGAUAUACACCCCACAGUGCCAAACCCUUAUAACCUCCUCAGCACUCUUCCACCAACCCAUAUUUGGUACACGGUAUUGGACUUAAAGGAUGCCUUCUUCUGUUUGAGAUUGCAUCCCCAGAGCCAGUUGCUAUUCGCUUUUGAAUGGAGAGACCCAGAAAUGGGACUUUCAGGACAGUUGACUUGGACUCGGCUCCCCCAGGGGUUUAAGAACAGCCCGACCCUCUUUGAUGAGGCCCUACAUUCAGACUUGGCCGAGUUCCGGGUCGAACACCCGGCCUUAAUCUUGUUCCAAUAUGUGGAUGACCUCCUCCUAGCAGCCAGAACCCAAGCGGAAUGUUUAAGAGGCACUCGGGCCCUUUUGACUAAACUGGGACAGAAGGGCUAUCGGGCUUCGGCCAAGAAGGCCCAGAUUUGCCAAAGCAAGGUCAUUUACCUGGGUUACACCCUGGAGGGAGGACAGAGAUGGCUCACGAAAGCAAGGAAGGAGGCCAUAAUCUCCAUACCCCCUCCAAGGAACCCCCGCCAGGUGCGAGAGUUCUUAGGUACAGCCGGCUACUGCCGCCUCUGGAUCCCAGGUUUUGCCGAGAUGGCUGCCCCAUUAUAUCCUCUCACCAAGCCCGAUGUCAUGUUCCACUGGGGAGAGGAGCAACAGCAGGCCUUUCAACAAAUUAAGAGGACUUUACUCAAGUCACCAGCUCUUGGCUUGCCAGAUCUGACUAAGCCUUUUGAACUAUUUGUGGACGAGAACUCAGGCUUUGCAAAAGGAGUACUGGUACAGAGACUGGGGCCAUGGAAGAGACCUAUAGCUUAUCUCUCCAAGAAAUUGGACCCAGUGGCUGCAGGUUGGCCCCCUUGUCUGCACAUGGUAGCCGCCAUCGCUGUCUUGCUCAAGGACGCAGGGAAACUGACUUUGGGACAGCCAUUAACUGUGUUAGCCUCCCAUGCGGUGGAAGCUCUGGUCCGGCAGCCUCCAGAUAAAUGGCUCUCAAAUUCCAGGAUGACCCACUACCAGGCUCUGUUGUUAGACACAGACCGAGUGGUGUUCGGACCAGUUGUCUCCCUCAAUCCCGCCACCCUGCUGCCCUUGCCAGAUCCGUCAGAGGAGCACAAUUGCCUCCAGAUUCUGGCAGAGGCCCAUGGUACCCGCUCCGACCUAACAGAUCAACCGCUGUCGAACCCAGAUUUCAUCUGGUUCACGGAUGGGAGCAGCUUUCUUCAAGAAGGAGAACGGAGGGCUGGAGCAGCAGUCACUACUGCAACAGAGGUAAUUUGGGCCUCACCACUGCCGCCCGGAACAUCGGCCCAAAGGGCAGAGCUGGUCGCACUGACCCAGGCCCUCCGGAUGGUGGAAGGUAAGAGACUCACGGUCUAUACUGAUAGCAGAUAUGCCUUCGCUACUGCCCAUGUACAUGGAGAAAUAUACUGGAGGAGAGGCCUCCUGACCUCAGAGGGCAAGGAAAUUAAGAACAAAAAAGAAAUUUUAGACCUCUUAAGGGCUUUGUUCCUCCCACAUCAGCUCAGCAUUAUACACUGUCCCGGGCACCAGAAGGAUGACUCUAUAAUAGCACGGGGAAAUCGGCUGGCCGAUCUGACGGCCCGGACAGUGGCCUUACAACCCCCCCAGGGGCGACGAGCUGCUGGUCUUGCAGGACAACCAACAGCCAAGCAGAGACCCCAUGCCCUACAUACCCUGGAGGCGCACCUUCAAGCCCUCCAACUGGUACAAAAGACGGUGUGGAAACCCCUGGCCGAUGCCUACCGGGAGCAACUGAAUCGCCCGGUGGUGCCUCACCCAUUCAAGAUUGGGGACUCUGUCUGGGUCCGACGCCACCAAUCCAAGAACCUAGAGCCGAGGUGGAAAGGACCAUACACUGUCUUGCUAACUACUCCCACUGCACUCAAGGUUGACGGGAUAGCAGCGUGGGUCCACGCGUCACAUGUGAAGGCCGCCAAAGAACCCGACGAAGCCGAGAGCACCAAGACGUCUACAUGGAAAAUUCAACGUUCUCCAAACCCACUAAAGAUAAGACUUACCCGUGGGUCCCCCUAAUUCCCCUGAUAGCCCUCCUAACGUUAGGAGGGGCAUCACCAGAGAGCCCCCACCUGGUUAAGAAAAUUACCUGGCAGGUCAUUUCCCAGACUGGAGACAUGGUCUGGUCCACGACUGCUCAACACGCCCCUAACACAUGGUGGCCCUUCUUGACUCCCAAAAUAUGUGAUCUAGUCGCUAGGCUUGAUACCUGGGAUAUCCCCGAAUACACCCACAUUAAUAGGCCCCCUGUCCUAGAUUCAGACCACAACAAUAUUAUGUUCCGGAAGAAGCGGGCCAUACAGACUGGGGAUAGAACCCAAGGGCACUAUAUAGCCGACUCGCCUGGCUGUCGAACACAGUCAGCCUAUAGAAAGCUGCAGCAGACCCAGCUGUAUGUAUGCCCUAGGGACGGAAGGGAUUGGAAUACGGCUUACAAAUGUGGGGGACUAGAAUCUCUGUA
Messenger RNA from Onychomys torridus (southern grasshopper mouse), 4878 nucleotides. RefSeq lists its product as uncharacterized. Gene Ontology annotation, molecular function: nucleic acid binding; RNA-DNA hybrid ribonuclease activity; zinc ion binding. The transcript is spliced from 4 exons. Lineage: Eukaryota; Metazoa; Chordata; Mammalia; Rodentia; Cricetidae. The record is from RefSeq and is a predicted model, not a curated record. Gene Ontology annotation, biological process: virion assembly; proteolysis.